Fulmarus glacialis (Northern fulmar) is the source of this 1417-nucleotide messenger RNA. RefSeq names its product beta-site APP-cleaving enzyme 2 (gene BACE2). Gene Ontology annotation, biological process: amyloid-beta metabolic process; membrane protein ectodomain proteolysis. The transcript has 7 exons. NCBI's taxonomy places the organism in Eukaryota, Metazoa, Chordata, Aves, Procellariiformes, Procellariidae. The record is from RefSeq and is a predicted model, not a curated record. Gene Ontology annotation, molecular function: aspartic-type endopeptidase activity. The annotation marks the transcript as partial. Gene Ontology annotation, cellular component: trans-Golgi network; endosome; membrane.
GUCAAGUACAUACAAAUCUCAAGGGAUUGAUGUCACAGUUAAGUACAGUCAAGGAAGCUGGACUGGAGUUCUGGGUACAGAUGUCAUUAGUAUCCCAAAAGGAAUCUAUGGCAGCUACACCAUCAACAUUGCUACCAUUCUUGAAUCAGAGAAUUUCUUCUUACCAGGGGUUAAAUGGCACGGGAUUCUUGGUCUUGCCUACGAUGCCUUAGCCAAGCCUUCAAGUUCGGUGGAGACGUUCUUUGAUUCUCUUGUGAGGCAGGCAAAGAUCCCCAACAUUUUCUCCUUGCAGAUGUGUGGUGCUGGACUGCCUGUUUCUGGAAGUGGUACCAACGGAGGUAGUCUUGUUCUGGGUGGAAUUGAACCAAGUCUGUACAAGGGUGAUAUUUGGUACACACCAAUCAAAGAGGAGUGGUAUUACCAGGUUGAAAUUCUCAAACUGGAGGUCGGAGGACAGAACCUUGAAUUGGACUGCAGAGAGUAUAAUGCCGAUAAAGCAAUAGUAGACAGUGGGACCACGCUUCUCCGUCUCCCCCAGAAAGUCUUCAGUGCUGUUGUGCAAGCAAUAGCUCGCACGUCCCUGAUACAAGAAUUCUCUUCUGGUUUCUGGACUGGUUCACAGCUUGCAUGCUGGGAUAAAACUGAAAGACCCUGGUCCUUAUUUCCCAAACUCUCCAUUUACCUGAGGGAUGAAAACUCCAGUAGGUCGUUUCGGAUCUCUAUCCUACCACAGCUUUAUAUUCAACCCAUCCUUGGAAUAGGAGACAAUUUACAGUGCUACCGAUUCGGCAUCUCUUCCUCCACGAAUGCUCUAGUUAUUGGUGCUACAGUCAUGGAAGGCUUCUAUGUAAUAUUUGACAGAGCCCAGAGGAGAGUGGGCUUUGCAGUGAGUCCGUGUGCAGAAGUUGAUGGCUCUCCAGUAUCUGAGAUUGAAGGCCCUUUCACAACAGCAGAUGUUGCAAGCAACUGUGUUUCUAGUGUUUCUUUCCAUGAACCAGUGUUGUGGAUUGCCUCCUAUGCUCUCAUGAGCCUGUGUGGAAUUAUCCUCCUUGUACUGAUCAUCCUGCUGCUUAUUCCACCACGGUGUCAGCAUCGCUACACCGACAAUGACGUGGUCAAUGACGAAUCCUCCUUAGUGCGUCAUCGAUGGAAAUGAGAAACUUGAUCGUGAAACCUGGGACUUAAACAGAAUGAAGAACAAAGUACUUUGCCAAGGGGAAGAAGCCGAUGCCUCAGUCCUUUCUACAUUCAUUACAAAUUGCUGUUGAAAUCCCGCCAAAUACCCUGCAUCGUAACUUUUUAAGCUUUAUUUUCUAACACUGAUUCUGAACCAAAGCACUGUUAACCACCUCUUAAGUGCUACGGUACUGGAUUUGCUACUGCAGUAUAAUGAGCCUUUAUGCUCUCAAUAGUACCU